This is a messenger RNA of Parnassius apollo (apollo), 783 nucleotides long. The record is from the annotation of a GenBank genome assembly. Lineage: Eukaryota; Metazoa; Arthropoda; Insecta; Lepidoptera; Papilionidae.
UUGCAGCGGGGCGUGCAUACUUCACCGCCCAUAAGAAAGGACAGAGUAGAUUAUUUGUUUUUGUCAUACACACGAACUAAUACGGUGCAGCGUACUCCACCACCAACAACACCUCCGACACAGAGGCUAAAAUAUUCGUCAAAUCGAAAACUACCCGAAACGUGUGGCGCUGAUGAUAAUACUUUUGUGAGUCUCCGAAAACGCAAGCAGCCUGAUGAUAUAAAUGUUAAGGCGGUACUAGAGUUCGUUGAGCAAAAAAUUAAUGAUCAGCUCAGCUCAUGGAAAUUACAGUUGGACAUCACCAUUGCCGAAAGUAUCAGAAAUUCAAUCGAUACAGUUAUUGAUAGAGAGCUGAAGAAAAUAUCAGCGACUAUAAGUAACUCAUUUAAUGAGUUAGGAGAUAUAUUGGAUACAAUCAACAAAUCCUUAUCUUAUACGAUGGAAAGGCAGGAUAGUAUUGAAACGCGUCUGACACAGGUAGAAAGCCAGCUGAGAUCGAGCGAUGAUGUAACCAGCCAGGUUAACCUAUUACAAGAUAAAAUUGAUGCAAUGGAGCAACAGGCACGGCUUUAUAACGUUGAGAUUACUAACUUACCAGAACGACGUGAUGAAAACCUUCUAUCUAUUAUUGAGAAGAUUGGUUGUGUCAUCAAACACCCUGGCAGCAAAUCGGACAUUGUAUCAGCCCAUAGAGUGCCACACUUUGAUAAAAAGUGUUCGCGUCCAAAAAAUGUUGUUAUAAAAUUUACAACGAAAAUAAGGCUGCUACUGCAUAUAGUUUAA